Molecule: messenger RNA, 758 nt
Organism: Dermacentor silvarum
Lineage: Eukaryota; Metazoa; Arthropoda; Arachnida; Ixodida; Ixodidae
Exons: 4
Source: RefSeq, a predicted model, not a curated record
UUCCGCGUCGCAGCGCAUGAUUGCUCUUGUUUCACAUCGGAGCUCAUGGUUCUUUAGGCCGACAGCGUGCGUUGUGUGAUUUGGUGCCUGCGUGUUUCUACCUGUGCGCACCAGUGUGGGAUAACAACAACGCGACACUGUGCUGAACCUCAAGAUUGUCACUUCAGUGUCGCUGACCUUCACGACGCUUUAUCUGCUUACCUGAAAGCCGCUGCAAUCUGACUAUAUGCACUGACGUCACUGCAUUGAUGCCGUUCCAGCCGUGCUGCGCGGAAGCGCCGGAUACUAGACAUUCCUUCGGACACAUCAUGGAGCGCGAAGCGCAAGUCACCACAAGUGAUGUUCACGAUGACGAUGAUGAUGAAGAUCUCGAGGAUUGCGACCUCAGUUGUUUCUUGGAAUCGACUUUAUUCAAUUUCGAUGACCCCGGUGAGAAGGCAUCACUACCAGCUUUACUGCCUUCGUCACUGGAUGUGCCACCUGUCAUGUCUUCACCGUUGUCAUACGAGUCCCUGUUGCCAUAUGCCAAAGAACCACUUCACCUCACGCCAGCAAAAUCCCCGGCAAACGAAGUGACAACGAAAGCCCCAGACCGCGCUCUCGCUGAUGUGCUACCGAAGAGUCCAAAAGGUGAACGGUCGCACGGCAAGUCCAAGAACAAGCGGGUGACGUCUUCGUCCUCCUCGCCAUCGCGAACCAAGAAGCCAGGCAUUAGCAGCGUCUCCAGCUCCUCGCGAGGAAAGCUCACCACGGUGUCG